Sinocyclocheilus anshuiensis is the source of this 3693-nucleotide messenger RNA. Its product is annotated as reversion-inducing cysteine-rich protein with Kazal motifs-like. The record is from RefSeq and is a predicted model, not a curated record. Gene Ontology annotation, molecular function: protein binding; metalloendopeptidase inhibitor activity. The transcript is spliced from 20 exons. Lineage: Eukaryota; Metazoa; Chordata; Actinopteri; Cypriniformes; Cyprinidae. Gene Ontology annotation, biological process: blood vessel maturation; sprouting angiogenesis; extracellular matrix organization. The coding region runs from base 37 to 2877 and encodes 946 amino acids. Gene Ontology annotation, cellular component: plasma membrane.
UUGGCUCGUUAGGGUAAUGAAGGUUAGGGUGACUUUAUGUUCGCUGAGGAUAAAUAUAGCAGCGGUUUCAUAUGGCUGAGCUCUAGCUGUGCACAUGUGAAGCACAUUGCAGAAUCAGUGUGUUUCCUGACGCUCUUUCAUCUGUUUCAGGCUCAAUGCCACAACAAAGACCAACAUUUCCAUUAUCCGUCCUGCUGCCAUCAUGCUGCAGAGCUCUUUCCUCAGUGUCGAGGAGCCUGUGAACAGCUCGCGACCAUCAGGAGUGAAUCGCGUCUGAAGCACCUUCUCCUGCGUUUGCCCAGUUACUGCCCCGAGUCUCUGAGUGAACUUUGGAUCUGCAUCAACAACACAUUGCCGGGAGCAUCAAAGAAGUCAGACGGAUGGGUGGGUUUGGGCUGCUGUGAGCUGGCCAUCUCCGCUGAAUGCCGCAGGGACUGCAAACAGGCGUCGUCUAAAAAUGACAUCGCUAAAGUAUGCAAGAAAGACACAGAGAAACCACUCUACAGCUGUAUCACCAAAAAUGAAAUGGGCUCAGUAUGCUGCAGUUAUGCAGGGAGACACACAAACUGCCGUGAAUACUGUCAGGCCAUCUUCCGCACAGACUCGUCGCCGACCGUCUCCCAAAUCAACGCGGUCAAAGAGUACUGCCAGAGCAUCAGUCCGCAGCUCAUCGGCUGUGUGGCCAACUACACCAAAUCCUACCCCAUCCGGAGCCCCAUCGACAGUUUGUACUGCUGUGACCGGGCGGAGGAGGCUCACUGUCAGACGGCCUGUAAGCGUAUUCUUCGCACCAUGAGCACCGAGCAGGAGAUCAUGGAGGGUCUGAUCAGUGAGUGUGGCAGUCAGCCGCUCCCGCAGGACCCGCUGUGGCAGUGCUUCUUGGGUAGCGCACACCCGCCCACCAUAAGUGACCCCGAAUCGCCCCCGAUCGCCAAGAUGGAUUACGCCAAACUGCACUGCUGCUUUAAGGCCAACACAUCCAGCUGCAGGAACAUGUGCUUGGAGAUCAGCACCAACUGGGGCACUCAGACGUGGCAGGAGUUCGACCAGCAUUGUGAAUACAACCCGGCUGAGAUGGACCUCAUCACCUGCUUGGCCGACGUCAGGGAGCCGUGCCAGUUAGGCUGCAAAGACCUCAGCUACUGCACCAACUUCAACAACAGGCCGACGGAGCUGUUUCGCAGCUGUAACGUUCAGUCAGACCAGGGCGCCAUGAACGACUUCAGACUCUGGUCCAACGGAACCAUCAAGAUGCCCUUCAUGAACAUCCCUGUGCUGGACAUCAGCAGGUGCCAGCCGGAGAUGUGGAAGACCGUGGCCUGUGCGCUGCAGAUCAAACCCUGCUACAGCAAGUCCAGAGGAAGCGUCAUCUGCAGGUCGGACUGUGUGGAUAUCCUGACGCAGUGUGGCGAUGGCAAGCGCUUUCUCGAGGGACAGACGCCCGAGCGCAUCUGUGACCUGCUGUCGGCCACGGACGACCCGGAGCGCUGCAUCCCUCUCCACAGAUACCUCACUCCCAGUCCCUUUGAAAACAGCAUUGAAGAAGUCAUCCACCCCUGCAACCCCAGCCCCUGUCCCAGCAGUCACCUGUGUGAAGUCAACAGAAAGGGCUGCCACCCCGGACACGACUGCCUGCCCUACUUCUGCGUUCCUGGCUGUAAGCUGGGGGAAGCAUCGGAGUUCCUGGUGCUGCUGGACAGCCGGAUCCAGGUGCCCACCAGGAGCGGUCAGGUGGGCUGUUACGAGGUGUGCACCUGCGGUCAGAGCGGCCGUCUGGAGAACUGCGCUGAAAUGCCCUGCUUCGACACCAGCAAGACCUGCCUCUCGGGAGGACAGCGCAAGAGUCACGGUGUGUCGUUCCGGCUCGACUGUCAGCCCUGCUCCUGCUUCGCCGGUGAAAGCAUCUGCUCGUCUCGUCAGUGUGUGCGCUCCGACGGCUCGGACGAGGACAGACGGCUCUUCACAGGGCUUCCCUGCAGCUGCGCCGAUCAUUUCGUGCCGGUUUGCACUUGCAACGGACGCACAUAUCCCAGUGCUUGUGUGGCGCGCUGCGUCGGCUUCAAGGACAACCAGUUUGUGUUCGGCUCCUGCAGGAGCAUCGACCCCUGCUCCCCGAACCCCUGCCAGAGGAGCCAUGCUAUUGUGUUUAAGUGUGAACCCGGGAGCUCAGUCUGUCUGGAAGAGUGUGGCCAGGGCUGCUCUGUCUCUGAUUGUGUGCGUGUGCGUGCUCAGGAUGCCUGCAGGAAGCCCAGAGAGGUGUGUGGUCAUAACGGGGAGACCUACAGUACGGUGUGUGAAGCGUUCUCGGACCGUGUGGCUGUGGACUAUCAGGGCCGCUGUCAUGCGGUCGGUGUCCUGUCAGAGUUCACGUCAGACUCGGGCUGCAACGCUGUUCCCUGCCCUCCGCUCUCCAGCCAAGCCUGCAACCCCGUCACACCGCUCGGUGCCUGCUGUCCGGUGUGUGCGGGAAUGCUGCAGAUCCUCUGGAAUAAAGCACAGAUGAACAGCUUCGCUAAGCUGAACCGGAAUCAGCCGGUGACGGUUCAUGACAUCCUGAAGAUCUUGCGGCUGCAUAUCUCUGUUCCUCAGUGUGACAUCUUCGGUUAUCUGAGCAUUGACUCUGAGCUCAUCUUCCUCAUCGUGCCUGUCGAUCAGCAGCCCACUCCGCUGCAGAUCGAAGCCUGCAGUAAAGAGGCAGAGAAGAUCGACUCGCUCAUAAACUCGGCCAGCCCGACGCUGGUGUCCCAGGUGCCUCUGUCUGCCUUCCUCCGCUCCGAGCUCCAGCUGUCCACCAUCAGCUCCGCCGCGCUGCCUCCGCUCUCCCUCUCCCUCUGUGUCUUCUCCUCCCUCCUCCUGUCUCUGACCUCUGACCUCUGACCUCCACCGACCAGCAAUCACACUCCAGACUCUUCUCUCAGUAUGAAGGACAGAUCUCACUGAGCUUUCCAACACUUUUGUACCUUUGUAAAAACAGCCUGUUGUUGUUGUUUUUUUAAGUAUGAUAUAGUGUUUGAAAUAUUUUAUUGUUCCUCUAAUGUCAAUCAGUUUUUAAAAAUUACAAAACGAGGAACCCAGCCAUGUAAACAAAUAUGACAAUCAUACUGCUCAUCCGUGAAGUGGUGAACACAAUAUGCCUUGCUUAUAAAUUUAUAAAUAUAUAUAUAUCUAUAUAAAUGUAUGUGUAUAGAUUUUUUUUUUUUUUUUUUUUUUUUACAUAUGAUGAAGUAUUGCAAAAACAAACCUUUAUGUUGAAAAGAGAAGCAAAGUGUUCUAUUCUUCGAUGAUGACGUCACAAUGUAGCUGCAUGAUUGACAGUCCCGCCGUGUUUUGAGCGAGUGUGUGGAAGUGUUGUGUUGAUGCUCCGAUCCUGACAGUAUUAUUUGGCUUUGGCAGCUGUGUAGCAUGAUGGGACUCCUGUCUGUCUGUCUGUCUCUGUGUGGAACACUUCCCAUGUAUAUUUUUAUAUGAUAAUAAUAAAUGUGAUCAUAUUGCGGAAGGAUUUCAUCAGAAUGCUCUAGUCGAUGUUAUUGUUGAGACUCUGUUGUACAGUUUCUAGAUAAUCAAAAAAUUCAACCAUGUACACAAUCAUACAAAAAAAUUGGAGCCAGUAAGACAUUUUUGAAAGAAAUUAAUUGUAUCCAUUAUGCAUUAAAUGGACCAAAAGUGAGUUCUAUUUCAAAUAAAUGCUGUUCU